AUCCUGAUAAGCCAAACUCAAGAAAAAUCCUUCAAACUGGCAGUAUCCCCACAGAGAACCUGCUCUUAAGAUCCCAUGAGACCAAGAAGACACCACAUCGAGUUAUUGAGAAGAAGGCAUCAAGACAAGAGCUACAAGAGGAUAUACCAUCUUCCUCCCAUUCGUAUUUAGAGCCAGGAUUGUGUUCAGAUGAUUUAAUUAAUCAACUUGACAAUGAUACUUUAUUGGAAUGGAAAAGUAAAGUGUGUGAUGAUGGCAAUGUCAAUUUUUUUCUGACUGACAAUGUCCAUGGAGUUGCCAAAUAUACAGUUGUUGUGGAUUCUUGUUCAAUGGAGUUUACGGCAUAUGCUUUUAGUUGGCUAAUACCUGAUGACCACAAUACCUACAACGAACAUAAACGAUCUAUCAAAAGUGGUGAACAGUUUCGAGAGGUGUUGUCAACAGUAGAGAAAAGCAAGCUAUGUGAAGGUGUGCCUGAAGAUCAUCAAACAAAAAAUGCUGCUAUUGAUCCGAACACUGACAUAAGACAUAACCAUUGCUAUUCCUCGAACAGUUAUUGGCCACUCUGUUCCGAAAAAACCAUCACCAAAGCAAUUUGAAGCAACUGUUUUCUUUCGUUCACCUAACUGUGAUGUCAUCAUAGAACGUUCUGAACUCUGUGAUCCAUGCUCAACUAUCACAAAACAACUAAAGAAGACAAACAAAAAGAGAGCUAAAACAUCCCCAGCAAAGAGUAAGGCUCCUCUUUCAGCAUGUGGACCUGACAAGUUACGAGCAACUGUGGUCGCUGCAAGGUCGAAGUGCAAAUUACUUGAAGGAGAACUGCAAGAACUCCAAAAGAAGAUUACCAGUCAAAGUGUAUGCAUUGAUAAGACUUUGGAGGAGGACAUUCUGAAGAUAAUGGAUGGACAAAAUCUAGAUAGUACUCCACACAUGAAAUUCUUCUGGCAAGAGCAGAUGAAGCUUUUGCAAUCUUCUAGUUGUGGACGAAGAUAUCACCCACAAAUUAUUCGGUUUGCUUUAUCUGUUCAUGGCAAAUCACCAUCUGCCUAUAGAGAGCUCAGAGAAAGUGGUGCCUUGGUAUUACCCAGUGAAAGAGUUUUGAGAGAUUAUAAAAAUUAUUUCUCUCCAAAAGCAGGGUUAAACGCAGAAAAUGUAGAAUCUUUGCGAAACAAGGUGAAAUCAUUUAGCGGAAUUCAACGAUACGUCGUACUGGUCAUGGAUGAGAUGAAGAUCCAAUCAAAUCUUGUAUAUGAAAGCAUUCUGGUGAUCUGAUCGGGUUUAUUGAUCUUGGUGAUCCUAUGACAAAUUAUGCCUGUCUGGAUAAGGAAGAUAGCGUUGCCACUCAUGCAUUGGCAUUUCUUGUUAGAGGUUUAGCCACUGAUAUGAAACAUAUCAUUGCCUAUUACUUUACAGGGAAUGUCACUUCAUACCAGCUAAUGCCCAUUUUCUGGAAAGUUGUGUCAACAUUGGAGCUAUCACUGGAUCUUUGGGUGAUUGGUCUGGUCAAUGAUGGUGCUUCACCAAAUCGAAAAUUAUUUAAUUUCCAUAGCACGUUGGCUGGUGAAGAUGAAUGUGAUGUUGUAUAUAAGACUUUAAAUCUUUUUGCACCAUCACGUUUUGUCUACUUCUUCGCAGAUUCUCCACAUUUACUGAAGACAGCUCGAAACUGCUUGUAUAAUUCAGGAUCAGGGUCACACAGUCGAUACAUGUGGAACAAUGGCAAAUAUCUUCCAUUUAGUCACAUAGCAGAUCUUUUUUCUCAGGAUCAAGCAGUUGAGCUCCAUGUGCUUCCAAAAUUGACAUUGGAUCACAUUACGCUAACGAGUUACAGCAAGAUGAAGGUGAGAUUGGCAACUCAGGUUCUCAGUCGGUCGGUUGCAAUAGCAUUGGAGGAAAGCGGAAACAGUGAUGUUUUGGGGACUGCACAAUUUUGUCGAAUGAUGAACGAUUUUUUUAUUGCACCAAUGUAAGGUCUCUUACUGAGCAUGUCAAAAAAAGAAAUGAAUUCAUCAAGCCCUACACUUCUGCUGAUGAUGAUCGGUUUGGAUGGUUGGUUGAUGUUUUUCUUCAGUACCUGGAGAGUUGGAAGGCAUCCACUCAUGAAAGGGAAGGCGACUUCUCUGAUGAUGCAAGAGGAAAGAUGUUCUUAUCCAUGCAAACGUACGAGGGUCUCAAGAUUUCUGUCUUUUCCCAUGUUGAGGCCAUCAAGUUUCUUCUGAAAAAUGGGUUCAAGUAUGUCCUGAGUGAAAGGUUUAUGCAGGAUGUACUGGAGGAUUACUUUGGACACCAGCGUUCCUAAGGACGACAAGCAGAUAAUCCUAGUGCCUAUGAAUUUGGCUACAAUGAUCUCACCAUUGCAGCGCAGCGUGACAUUGCUCCAGUUGUACGAGGAGAUGUUGGUGGCAGAUAUGAAAAGAAAAAGUGGUUUGCUGUGAGUGAUGAGCCAGUGCAGAAGAGAAAGAAAAAAUAA
Messenger RNA from Paramuricea clavata, 2473 nucleotides. The record is from the annotation of a GenBank genome assembly. NCBI's taxonomy places the organism in Eukaryota, Metazoa, Cnidaria, Anthozoa, Malacalcyonacea, Plexauridae.